CUAUAUAUUUUUCUCUCCAAUAACAAUACAAAUACACAAAAAUGAAAAAAAAUAAAAAAAAUAACAACCCGAAAAAUAACAGCAUAUUCCACCACCGCGAUCGACCAAUUCUCUUCUCAUAACCACUUUCUCCGAUCUCUCCUCUUUCUUUCAUAAUCCUAAUCAAGAAAAGAAGAAGAACCGUUAAUGGUGGUCAAGAUGAUGAGGUGGCGGCCGUGGCCGCCACUCGUCACCAAAAACUAUCACGUCAGACUCACCGUCAAGAAACUCACGGGAUGUCAUCUGUUACGUCAAUCUUGUUCAAGAUUAACGGUUGAGAUUAAAUGGAAAGGUCGUAAAUCUUCAUCACUCGCCUCGUUACGACGGAGCUCCGUCGCAAGAAAUUAUUCAAGAGAGGCUGUUAUUGAAUGCGACGACGGUGGCGACGGUGGUUUCGUUAUUAACUUUGAUGAGGAGUUUCAGAAAUUUUGUAAUCUGAAUGGUUACAAAGAUAAUGUGUUGCAUCCAUGGGAAAUCGCUUUCAAUCUUUUUCAUGGAUUGAAUGAAAAGCCAAAGAAAAAGAGGAUUGUUGUUGGAACUGCUUUGUUGAAUAUUGCUGAAUUUGCAAAUUCAACUGAUGAAAAUGAUUUUGAUUUGAACAUUCCAAUCAUAAUAGCUGGAGGUUCUGCACAGGAUUCCCCUUUACUUUGUAUAUCAAUUAGUUUGAUGGAGGUAAGAGGUGCUCAAGAAAAAACACUGUCGGUGUAUAGUUCAAUAGUUCCUGUAUCGUCACCGCAGGCUGAAUCGGGAGAUAGUACAAUUACUGAGAAAGAGGAUCUUUCUGCAAAUAAAACUGGGUUUUGGAAAGUAAAGUCUUUCACAGAAUUUGUAUCUUCUAGGAAAUCACAGAAGCCGUGUCGAGGAGAAGAGGGAAGUAGUAAAAGCAAGGGCUCUGGGAGUGGGGAUGGUAAUCCUAGUUACACUGCAGAUUCUGAUUCACUAGAUGAUUUGGGAGGAGAUUCGGAUGAGGGGAAUGAUGACUCAAGUGCUGGGAAUUCGUUCGGUUAUGGAACAUUGGCGUCUGCGAAUGCUGAAGGAUCACAUUCGUAUUAUUCCAACACGAGGGUAAGUUGUGAUGACGGUGAUUGGGUUUACUAUAGCUACCGCAAGGUUGAUGCUGGGCAUUCCCUGAUGGAGGAUUCAACCGCGUCUUCUUCCGAGUCUUAUUUAUCACAAAGUACAAAGCGCAGCAUACUUCCAUGGAGGAAGAGGAAGUUAAGUUUCAGAUCUCCUAAGGGUGUUAAGGGUGAACCACUGAUAAAAAAGGCCUAUGCCGAAGAUGGUGGAGACGACAUAGAUUUUGAUCGCCGACAGCUUAGCUCUGAUGAAUCAUUCUCUUCAAAGUUUCUCAAAACUGAGGAUGAUUGGUAUACAAAUGGAUGUUCUGAAUUUGGAGAUGAUAUGUUUGUUGUUGGAAGAUGGGAGCAGAAAGAGAUCACAAGCCGUGAUGGUCACAUGAAGCUUGAGACACAAGUCUUCUUUGCCUCAAUCGACCAACGCAGUGAACGUGCAGCAGGCGAGAGUGCAUGCACAGUUCUUGUUGCAGUAAUUGCCGAUUGGUUCCAGAACCAUCACGAUCACAUGCCCCUAAAGUCCCAGUUCGACACUCUAAUUCGAGAUGGCUCCUUAGAAUGGAGAAACCUAUGCGAAAAUGAAACCUAUAGAAACAGGUUCCCCGACGGGCAUUUCGAUCUUGAAACAGUCGUUGAAGCAAACAUACGUCCGCUUUCUGUUGUUCCAGGCAAAUCCUUCAUUGGUUUCUUUCAUCCAGAAGGAAUGGACGAGGAGAGAUUCGAGUUUCUUCGUGGCUCAAUGUCUUUCGACAACAUUUGGGACGAGAUCAGCGGUUCAGAACACGAGUGGCUUAGCAAUGGCGAACCUCACCUCUUUAUCGUGAGUUGGAAUGACCAUUUUUUCGUUCUCAAAGUCGAAUCCGACUGCUACUACAUCAUCGACACAUUGGGGGAGAGGCUUUACGAAGGAUGCAAUCAAGCAUACAUCCUUAAAUUCGACGGCAACACAGUAAUACACAAAACACAAAACGCUGCUCCAUCAUCAUCAAACAAUAAAACCACCAGUGGUGAUCGGCAAACUGUUGCGCAAGUAUUUGAGCGCAAUAACAAGCCGGAAGAACAAGUUAACAACAGUAACGAGGACGAUUCUAUUGCAGAGCAAGAAGACGACAAGGUUGUGUGCCGAGGCAAGGAAGCAUGCAAAGAGUACAUCAAAAGCUUCCUGGCUGCAAUUCCUAUCAGAGAGUUACAAGCCGAUAUAACCAAAAACAUCUCAUUUUCGCCUCAUCAGAGACUACAAAUCGAGUUUCACUACACUCAAUUGUUACAGUCUUGUUUAUCCACAACCCCUGCGGCGGAGGCGGAAGCGGAAGCAACCGUUGCCGCAGCAGAAACUCUUGCUCUUGCAAUCAAUGAGAUUUCUACAUAAUAAUGGUAGUUUAGAAUUUAAUUUAGAUUAAAGAAAGUGCACAUAUGCUAGCUAGUUUUUUUACAAUUUUAACCAAACAACAUUAUGCUAGUGAAGUCUACAUAGAAGCUCUUUUAAGCUGUUGAUACUUUAUAGUGAGCUGAAUCUGUAGGCCUUGUUUUGCCUUACAAUAAUGAUUCCUGACAGGGGUAUCAAAUAGCUGAUACUGUGAUUUCCCUUUCAAGUGAGUGCAAAGUACUAAAAACUUUUGGCAUAUGACAUAAAGAUUCUACUACUUGUGAAUGCAUUAUAGCUUUUUUUAAA
This is a messenger RNA of Vicia villosa (hairy vetch), 2784 nucleotides long. RefSeq lists its product as uncharacterized. Lineage: Eukaryota; Viridiplantae; Streptophyta; Magnoliopsida; Fabales; Fabaceae. The coding region runs from base 187 to 2481 and encodes 764 amino acids. The transcript has 5 exons. The record is from RefSeq and is a predicted model, not a curated record.